AUGUUCACCAAAAGCCUCCUCAUCUCCGCCCUCGCCGGCGUCGCCCUCAGCACCCCCGCCCCGGCCAUCACUCCUGCGCCCAUCUACCAGCGCCAACAACAAUCCGACUCCUCCCUCACCCUCGAAUGCCAAGCCCAGUACGAAUCCAUGAUAGCCCGCGCCCCCAACCCCUCCAAAGACUCCCCCGUCAUCCAAUGGCUCAACUCCGAGGACAUCCUCCGCAUCUUCGACUCCGAGGACGUCAACGGCAUGUGCUCCGCCAUGUACGGCGACGGUGGCCUCAAGCCCCCCGCCUCCGUCGCGUCCGCCUGGUCCAGCUACAUGUCCGAGGCAAACGACUACGCGAGCUCCAUGGCCGAGCCGGCUUCUAGCUUGAAAUCCAAGUGUCCCGCCACGAUUGGCGCGGCCAUCGCGCUGCUGGCUAUUACCGACGAAAAUUCGUGCAAGACGGCGUACGCGGCGUACUCGAAUGUCCUUGGUGGGACUACGGAGGGUGGCUCCAGCCCGACGACGAUGACGGGUCCGGCGAGGACGACGACGUUGAGCCCUGUGCCGACGGUGACGACUGGCCCGAACCCCGAGGAUGAGGAUGAGGGGGGAAAUGAGAAUGAGAAUGUGGAGGAGGGAGGAAAUGCCCAGACGACUAGCACCUCUACGGCUGGCGGUGCUAGGGAGACGGGAUUCGUUGUGGCUGCCGCUGCGGCGAUGGCGGUGGCUGGUGGGAUGGCUGCUCUCUAG
Podospora pseudocomata is the source of this 738-nucleotide messenger RNA. RefSeq lists its product as uncharacterized. The record is from RefSeq and is a predicted model, not a curated record. Bases 1 to 738 code for a protein of 245 amino acids. Lineage: Eukaryota; Fungi; Ascomycota; Sordariomycetes; Sordariales; Podosporaceae. The transcript has a single exon.